Molecule: messenger RNA, 807 nt
Organism: Dentiscutata erythropus
Lineage: Eukaryota; Fungi; Glomeromycota; Glomeromycetes; Diversisporales; Gigasporaceae
Source: the annotation of a GenBank genome assembly
AAUGAUAAUAUUAUAGAUUCUUCUUCAGAUAAUGAACCUGAUGAUAAUGCAUCUCUAGGUUCUUUGUUUGCUUAUGAAAAUGAUACAGAUAAUCUAACUUCGAAACAGCCGGCACAAUUUCAACAAUUUAAUAAUGAGUUUGAAAUUGCUUGGUGGUUGGCACACCAAAAAAGAAUUUUAGAUUUAGCGACUAAUAUUAGAAAAGCGAAGUUGACAAGAGUAGAUGAAGAGGAUAAUUCAACUUCAAUAUCUACUAAUAUUAUAUUAAAUGAACCUGUAUCAAAACUCUCUGAAAUUGAUCAAGAAGAAUGUAAAGCUCUAUUCCUCCGAACUCGAAAUAAUACUACAGUAUUAUACGAAGAAUUAAUUACAAAAGUUAGCAAAAUUUCAAAAACUGAUCGAAGAUUAGGAUCUUUGGUUAAAGAUAUUGGUGGAUGGUAUAAUUCAUAUCGGCACAAAUUUCAUAUUGCAUUAAUAAACUUGGCAAAUGAAUUUAGAUCAACUAAUGAAAGGUUCGAACCAUAUGAUGAAUUGGAUGAAUUUGUUUCUGAUGAAGUAUGGAAGCAAUUAUUAAAAAUGUAUAUACAAGCGACUGAUCAAACGAAAUUAAAACAAGAUCGUGAAACUUAUAUAAAACUUGGUGUUUUUGUACGCCAAAUCACUAAGGCUAUUCUUAUUGCUCAAGAUAAAAACAAGAAUACGCAAAAUGUUAUUAGAAAGCAUGAUGAAUAUACUAUUGAUUUGAAAAUACCAACUAAACUUGGAGUAGUAGAAUCAUUACCAGUUCGAGAGCUCUUGGACUGUUAA